Molecule: messenger RNA, 5341 nt
Organism: Exophiala xenobiotica
Lineage: Eukaryota; Fungi; Ascomycota; Eurotiomycetes; Chaetothyriales; Herpotrichiellaceae
Exons: 1
Coding region: 112-4359 (1415 amino acids)
Biological process (GO): intra-Golgi vesicle-mediated transport; early endosome to Golgi transport
Cellular component (GO): TRAPPII protein complex
Source: RefSeq, a predicted model, not a curated record
CACCAUUCUUUUUUUUGACUAUGGUAUUCAUGCAGUGCAUUGCUCACCGAGACUCGCGAGCACCAUGAUUUCUCCCAAGCAUCUCGAGAUCGCGCAUUACCUCUCUCUAACAUGGAUGGAACCGAUCUACCAUCGAGUUCAAAGGUGAUCAUACAAUGUACUGAUCCAGAUAACCUAUAUGAUAGCCUCGAGCCUCGCCUAUCGGCACGAAGUCCCCUUCGCAACCUGCACUGGAAGUCCCCAAACCGCCCGCUACGAUCCAUUCCGAGUCUCAACAUAUCUCUGUUGAGGGAGGACAAGUCCUCGGGCUCCCAAUCCAAUGUACGCAGACAUCAAAUUCCGGGGCUUCGCGAAACACCCUAUGUGAAGUUAUAUCUGCUACGAUGUGAUGACAAGGAGUCGUACAAGGAAAAGGCAAGAAAAGAAGUGCGAUCGUGGGUGAAGUCACAGCAGUCUGUCGGAGAUGGGAAGUCUUCGAGCAAGAGCCAGGAAGGCUAUGAUGCUUUUGAAUGGUUGAUCGUCCAUGUCGUGCUGGCAAAUACUCCUGCGGCCAGUCAGCCCAAAUCAUCCAAGCAUAUCUCGCUGGAAACAGCUGAUAGCACCGACAGCAUCAACAGCAAGUCAAAAUGGUCCGGAAAGGCUUCUUCUACCAUUUUCGACAAACUGCGGGCCGACUUCAGCAGCAGCUCCAAAUCUGCCAUCAAUCGCGUUGCGCAAGUCAGAAUGCUGGAUGCGAGCGACAAAUCCACGCCACUCAGUUCUUCAGAGCUUGAGGAACAAUGGCAAGACCUCGUUGAAAGCAUCAAGGCCUGUAUACUUCGGUCGUUCGAUGCUCGUGUUGCGCAAUACGAAUCAGACAUCCGGGAAAGGGACAGCCAAAGGAAUUUGCCAGGCUGGAACUUUUGCACAUUCUUUGUCCUGAAAGAAGGUUUGGCUAAAGGGUUCGAAAGUGUCGGGUUGUUGGAAGAUGCCUUGGCCGUUUAUGACGAGCUUUCUCUGCGCUUGGAUAGUCUGGUGAAAGAAGAGGCGCAAAGAGGCGAUCAUGACGAUAGCGGUGCGCUUCUCAGAUUCUCCAAAGAGUCGAAAGCUCUUCUGCGCGCAGCACUUGAGUCUGAAAGUCUUCCAGUCGCCGGUGACAAUCUCGAGACGGACUUCGACCUCGCACGGAUUCUGUUCGCCGACCGCGAUGGGUUUCCUUUCGAUCUCGAGAGGAAAAAUUACCAGAACCUGACCCUGACGAAUGACGUGUCAGCCCUGGAUCUACGCACCUACCUGUUUAUUCGUGAGAUGGAGAUAUUGCUCAGGCAAGGACAUGCGGAAUCAUCUAAGACCUUAGGGGAAGCAAAAUCCGGCGCCGACCUUAAUCUUCUUGCGGAUCUGACAGAGCGCGCCAUUGACUUUAUCAAUUUGGCUGCUCGCAGCUUGCGGCUCGAACUCUACAGUGCUUGGGGAGGACAAGAAGGGUUGAGCGAGGGAGAACUGAACACGCAGCGUGCAGUUACCGGCAACAUUGUCUCUAACUUCGAGUGGCUGGCGGUCAUGCAGAUCUUGAGUAAAGUGCUACCAGCCUUAGGCCUCGAUGUCGAGUAUGGUACCGGCUGGCUUUCGCUUGACUCUGUGGAGCUUUCGCGCAUAGUAGAAAAGAAGUCGAACCAGGCUCUCGAAACGCGCAAUCGUGCAAACAGGAUGUCGCUGGCUGUUGAGGCCCGUUCUCCUUCACGCGAACGUUCUCAGGGGCCGCACCACAAGAGGAUCUCUGUCAUUCCCGAGGAAGCCACUGUACGCCAGAUUGUUUUCUCGCGCCCCGGAGCAGAAAGAUUGGCUGUCUGGAUUUCGAGGCUUGCAAUUACGGCCAGGCGUGCCAUGUCGAACCUUGAAGCAGUGCGGCCUUGGGUGGCAGAAAUGAAACAUGCUGCCUUUCGACUCGACGCUGAUAGGAACGGCAGCAUGACGAAUGGAGCAGCACAGGUUGGCCAAGCUGCCGGCAUGAGUGACCAUAAUUCGGCGGAUAAUCACCCUGGGUCGAUGGCUGGUAUAAAGUCAAGUACAUUGCAAGCCGCGGCAUCUUCAAAAUCCGUGUUCUUCGACCUUUUCGCGAUGUUGUCAGUCCUCGCUUAUCGCAUUGUUGCGGAUACCAAGAGCCACUCGACUGCGCAGCAAGUCUUGAUCGACCUGGUUGCAUUGGAAUACGCACAGAACAACUAUGCUCGUGCUGCGCGUUACCUCCACAGCAUUCUCGGACAAUUGCCUCAAUCGACGUAUCGACCUUCAGAUGGUCAUCUGCUUCGGAUAUAUGCGGACUGCCUCAAGCAGCUUGACAAACCAAGUGACUAUGCCCGCUGUCUCAUCGCCUGUCUGCAUUGUGGCUCUCAACGCCGGGUUGGUGGAAAGUCGCUCUCGAUCGAUGCUGCAGAUCGAGUCUAUCUCGAUCAACUUUUCAAGACAGUACCGGCCAUGACCGCAACGACUCUUCCUUUAUCUACGUUGUUCAUGGUUCCCUCUGUCGCCAAGACUAUUACUCAUCCUGAAGGUAAAGAUGGCUUCGCGUUGACCAUCGAUAUCCGGCCUCUGUUUACUAUGACUACGCCGCCAAUCGGUGAAGUCAAAUUGCGGCUAUCGUGCCAGGACGUUGAACCACGCUUCAUCAUUCUCAAAUCACCAGGCGAAGUCACAGUAGAUGCAACUGGGACGAAGCUGUUACUAGAGACCUCGAUCACCUCUCAAGGCUGGUAUAUGCCUGACGAAGUCGAUGUCAGCAUCGGCAAUUUGAGACUUUUUCAUCACUUCCGCUCGGCGCCUCAUGAUGACACCUCACAACUGGAUGAACCAUCAGUCGACCGAUCACUAGUAGGGCCGAUCCUGGUCUAUCCUCGCCACCGAGCCUUGCAAGUCAAACUCAUUCAUGCUCCCACUAUACACCUUGCAGAAACUCGCAAACUUUUGAUGCACAUACAGCCCGGUUACAAUAACGUCGCUCAGUGCAGGUUGCGUUUGAAAACAGCAACAGCCGGUCUGAGGCUGAAUAUCCAUGAUUCGAAAUUAUUUGAUUGUGAAGAGCUCCCUUCGACAUUACGCACAGCCAGGGAGGGAGAUGCUCUGAUGAUGAUUGUUGAUGAUCUGAAAGCUGAUUCACUCAGAUCAAUUGAAAUUCCGUACACGAUGGAGGUCCAGUCCGAGCCAUCAGUCACCAUCCGGAUUGAUGCCAACUACCAGACAGACCAAGGCUCUUUCACUCUUUACGACACAGCCUCCGUCAAUGUGAUUCUUCCAGUCACAGUCAAUGUCCAGGAUGUGUUUAGAAACACUUACAUGUACUCUCGAUUUAGCAUCAGUCCUUCAACCCUAGUGCCUUUGCGCGUUCUCAACUGCCAGUUAGGAGACAAUGAGGCGUAUAGCACUGCUAAGAGCCGCGGGUUAGAACAGCCCGAAGUCAUCUUUCCCAAACAGCCAGCUAACUGGACUAUUCGACUUGUUCCGAUGCACAAAGCCAUUCCGGCUGCCACUCACAGGCUUACUCUCUGUGUCGACUUUCAAUCGAUAGACGACCUCAUUUUGUCCAGUCUUGAGGAGAAUUUCAUGUCAGAACUUCUGAAGACCUCUCACGAAUCUGCUGCAAGGCUUCUGGUGGGACAUCUACUGGACCGUGUUCGAACCUCGUGGACAGAACAAGACCUGGAGAUGGCCGCUCUGACACAAGAGGUUGAGAUUUGGAAUAUGGAUGACAUGGACUGGCCGUCAGUUCUAUGUGCAUUUAGUCACGAUACCAGGUCCGAACUUGAACGCUGGCUGCAGGGCUGGCAUGCCCAAACGAGUCCAGUCAAAUUCUCCAGCGCAAAAGCAACCCCACGGCAAGUCAGGCUUCACGUCGACAUCGCGCCGCAUCCUGUACUUGUUACGGCGUGUUUGGACAUCAAUAACAUUGAGUCGAAGACUCAGACUGCAACAAUGGGACAGCCGAUGUUGGCAGAUCUUGUGAUCUAUCUGGCAAACUCAAAGGAAGCAGAGGUCGAGGCAUUGUUCGAAAUAACUGCCUCUGAGUCGUGGCUGGUUGGUGGAAGACGCAAGGGAACUGUGCGGUUGACCAGUAACCCGACUCGGAUCGCGGUGGUUCUGUUUCCUUUGCACGCGGGACACGCCCUUUUGCCCACAAUUACGGUCAGAUGUCGAAAAAAGGCCAAAGCCAAUGGUGAUGAAGAUGCGUGGGCAGACCUAACAUGCGAUGUCCAUAACCCAUUGCAGGGCCGCAGCAUCCUGAUCGCCCCAGAUCUACAAAGCACGACGGUCGAGGUUAACGGGGACUUACCAAACGACAGCACAGGAAGAUUGGUGUCGGUUCGCAGGCGUGGCGGCAUAGGAUGAGCGUCAGUCUUCUAAGAUCUGGAUAUGUCCUCGUCUAGAGCGGCCAGCGAACUAGAUCUGCAGGCACCAUCGCGUGCUGCAGCGGAUCGCUUCUAGAAGUCUACAGGGGCCCCGCCGGCACGAACCGAGCGUCUUCUGUGAUAACGCCGAAAAGGAAAUGGUCACUAGGCCUGGACAAGGGUUCAAGUGUGACGAAAUGGGGCGGCAAAGGGCCAGUUAGCUCCAAAUUUCGAAUCCCCAACAAAAUCGUUUUCGUGGAGCUCCGAGACCACCUGACAGCUCUACUUGCACGGUACUCCGUAGGCUGAAGCAGACCGCCUUGGACAAGUCAUGACGGUGUGACGGUCUCGCGGCCUUUUUGCCUCCUGAAGAGGCGGACAGGGCUGGGAUUCCUCCAUCUGACUGAGGUUCUGGUACGGCUUCACGACUUGAGAUCUGCGGUAUCAACAUGUGAACGGCCGCUUCACACAAGGAAUGUUGCACAUGUCAUUUCAAGAUCAAGAGUCCGCCGAUGGGCGAUCACACAUCGUUAUUCGCCCAACCUCGAUCCUCGACGAAGGAGAGCAGCAUGUGCUCGAGAUGAUCUCUGUAAGCGGUCAGCCGCAAGAUCAGCUGGGAGUCCAGACGACGAGUCGGCGAUUUUCAGCGCCAUUGACCACAGAAGGACGCAACGCUGACGAGACCAUUCUGGAGUCAAUGAUGUGACAAGUACGAUGCCCAGUCAAGCAAAGCUGAAUCCAUAUUAUAAUUGUAGUUGACAUGACGCUGGAGGUCUAUUGGUCAAAAAAGCAGUCGUCCCUACCUAGGUACCUAGGGUUUCGAUGCCGAUACUUGGCCGAUUCCUGGGAGGCAAAAUACCGGUCAAAGAAAAGAAGUGGCCUGGGUAGUAGACAUCGGGCAACUCGUUGUCUGACUGUGUCUGAGAAAUCAUUCAUUGCACAAGGAUCUCUCAUGUGAUACACCGUCUAGGUAGUAUGAUCAC